AUGGAGGCUUUGGAGGCCGGCUCUGGCUAUGUGGACGAGUACAAGGCUGCUUUUGAUGUUUUGCCACCACUCACCAGCCUUCAGAUGCAGAAGGUCUCUGACCUCAAGGAUGGCAAAGUUAAUUUCCCUGCAAGGGCGAGUGAUAGCCUUGUGGGAAAAGGAGUACACCUUCGACCUCAGGAGAGCAGUCUCGGUCCUGCUGGACAACUUGCUUGCCCUGCGCAGCCGCGUGCGUCCGGUGUUUGGCGAGGCAUUCUAGAGGGGCAAACUCCCUCUGCUGCAGCCAAUCGAGCAGCACCUGUCCUACUUGGUGUGGUGGCGUUGGAUGUUUGUGGUGUGUUGGCCAACACAGCAUUGUCGGGGUCAUCUCUGCAUUUUUUGCCCGGGGCGCUACUAGAGGAGGCAGAGCGACAACGCAGGCUUGCAGCUGCCAAAGAGCUGUCGCGAGGGGACAUCCAAGCUCACGUCAAGGUCUUCAAGCUUGCUGGACGAGUUGGUCAGGUCCUGUCGCACUCUGCAGAGCUGUUUCUGUAUGGAGACGAUGCAGGAACAUUUGAAGCCAUUCUCCGACUCCAACCUCUCAUCCAUGUGACCCGAGAGGCGCAUUUCCAGGUGGCCCGUGAGGGGCCGCUAGGUGCCAUCCAUGAGGUUUGGUCCGAAGUGGCAAUGGUGGAGUUGCCAAGGCUGUUUCAACUCUCCAUCACACAUGCCACCAGUGCUGUUGGCAUUCCCAAGCAGCAGUUCUUGGUGGAGGAGGAAGAUGAAAUCUUGGUCAUCAACGCAUGGCAACGUGAUGAGGAUGAGAUUAGCAAGUCGUUGGCUGCCAUAUCUCUCGAGCAGCUUUUGUGGUGCGAAACCCUGCGGGCUCUAGCAGAAACACCACCAUGCGCAGAGGAGGCAGUGCCUGCUGCCCGACUUAGCUUGGCUGAUGAAGGUGUAACAACUUAUGAAGAACUUCUGGACAGCCCCAACGAAGAGGGGGCUGGAGUACCACGAGAGGAUGCUCCACGACUCGCUUCUCUUGCGUUUCUGCGACAGUACGUAACCAGGCCAGUGCUUGAAGAGGAGUUGCUUCCUCGUCUGCUGCCAAACCAACGUGGGGUAGUGCGGGUCUUCAGUGCGCAGCUGGACGAACAUGAAGGCACAUCACCUUUGAAGGGCUUGCGGCCUCCAAAACCUAAAACCCUAGACGACCUGUUUUCCGAGAAUCCGGACUUCAGAAAGCCCUCACACUAUGCAACAGGCAUUGACGAAAACGAUCCAGAUCGUGGAGAUCCGCUGAUUCCGUACGACCUGACAUCCGUGCUCCUCCUGUGCGAAACAUCAGGUUUUCUAUUGGCUUUCCAUUGCCUGCAGGCGAAGGAUCCAAGUACAUGA
Molecule: messenger RNA, 1377 nt
Organism: Cladocopium goreaui
Lineage: Eukaryota; Dinophyceae; Suessiales; Symbiodiniaceae
Source: the annotation of a GenBank genome assembly